Syzygium oleosum is the source of this 1459-nucleotide messenger RNA. RefSeq lists its product as uncharacterized. The transcript has 4 exons. Gene Ontology annotation, cellular component: cytoplasm. The record is from RefSeq and is a predicted model, not a curated record. Lineage: Eukaryota; Viridiplantae; Streptophyta; Magnoliopsida; Myrtales; Myrtaceae. Bases 162 to 1199 code for a protein of 345 amino acids.
GUCGGGCCUCCGCUUCCAGCUCGAACGCAGGUGAUUCGACUUGAAGAAAUGCGCUCUGCUUUUUGACUUCUUAGAGCUCUGCGAAAUGUGGACCUUCUCCUCUGUUCAUUCCUGAGGGAAAGAUCCCAAGAGUUCGUCGUCGACUCGUGAACAUUCGUAUCAUGAGUAUUCCUUCGUAUGCUUCGAGUAUUCCCAAGUCGUUUCUUGCAUACCCAGGUGGUGAUUUUGACUUAGAAUCGGGAACCAUCAGAAGAACUCGAAAACCCAAAAGCUCUCCACUUCACCCGGUCAAAAUGCUCAAAUCCUUCGGUAACCGUGUUCGCUAUUUCUACAAGUUGCAUCCUUGUUUAGCUUUCUUGAUUUCCUUGUCAUUUGGGAUCACAAUUCUGUUAAUUUUAUCUAUAUAUCAGUCGCGGUAUAGUGCCAUCGGUAAUUAUCGAGAAUUCGAUGCGUCUUUGGGAAAUUAUCCUUUAGCCAAUCUCAAGAACCUCGUGAUGGUUGCUGGACAUUCUAUAUAUACUAGUAAGAGUUGCGAGAAAGUUGAUAAGGAGGAUUCUUGGUUUUUGGAGCCUUAUCAAAAGAAUCCCGGUCAAGCUGCUACUUUUUUAGCUCAUAUUGAACAAGGAAUUGAAAUAACGGCGAAAGAUGAAAUGGCUUUGCUAUUAUUCAGCGGUGGAGAGACACGUAAAGAUGCUGGUCCUCGAAGCGAGGCGCAGAGUUACUGGGCUGUUGCUGAAUCUAGAGGAUGGUUUGGGAAGGAAGAAAAUGUGAGAUCGAGGGCCCUCACUGAGGAGCAUGCAAGGGACAGCUUUGAGAAUCUUCUGUUUAGUGUAUGUAGGUUCAGAGAGCUCACUGGAAGAUAUCCUUCCAAUGUAACUGUUGUGAGUUAUGAUUUCAAGGAAGAAAGAUUUGCCCAUCUGCAUCGCGCUGCUAUCGGAUUCCCCGAGUCGAGAUUCUUUUACGUAGGAACCCCAGCUUCAUCAUCUGCAAGAGAGAAAGCCCGGACGGGCGAGGCACUGGUGAAGCAGCAAUUUCGGGAAGAUCCUUAUGGGUGCCAAGGUUCAUUACAUCGUAAGAAGCUAGGCCGUGAUCCUUUCCACCGAACAAUUCCUUAUCCUAAAGGUUGCCCUGAGAUGCAAGAUCUGUUCAGAUAUUGCGGAGCGGCACCCUAUCCAGGUUGGCUUCCCUGGAUGUCGUAGUGCUAAUUGUUACUUUCAUGUAAGCGGGAAGCGAUGCUGAUAUAGCCGAGCACGCAAAUUUUUUACCUUUCCAUAUUCUUAAUAAGGCCUGCAUGUCUAUAGAAAAGAGAGAUGACAAAGGAGUUAUGAUAAUGAUAGCAUGAGUUUCUUUGAUGCUGUAAGUCGUGAAAAAAGUUAUUUAUUGAUGUAUACGUAAUGGAAUUUGACGUACUUGGACAAUUAUAUUAAGCAAAUUCGGUCCCUCAUCUUUAGUUUUCCAA